Mytilus trossulus (common blue mussel) is the source of this 1317-nucleotide messenger RNA. RefSeq lists its product as uncharacterized. The transcript is spliced from 2 exons. Lineage: Eukaryota; Metazoa; Mollusca; Bivalvia; Mytilida; Mytilidae. Gene Ontology annotation, molecular function: protein binding. Bases 1 to 1317 code for a protein of 438 amino acids. The record is from RefSeq and is a predicted model, not a curated record.
AUGGCAACUGCUGAUAAAAGCGAAUCAUUACAUCUAUACAAAUUUUUAUGCCAGAAAAUUGGAACGAAGCAGGUUGUUAGACUUAGACGGCUUACUUACACAAUUGCUGACAAUGAACUACAAAAUAUGAAUCCAAUAAGUAGUGGAAGUAGGGGUGAAGGACUAAGUAUGGAAGGCAGUGACAUAGAUAUAAUGCUGAUUAACACUCUUUUCAGAGUUUAUGAAUCAGAAAGGGAUGUUAACAUACGAACAUUCAAUAAUUUAAUUCCUGUUAUUAUGGAUGCAGAGGACACUCUUCCUUGUUUCACAAAGCUACGUCUUCUUUUCAAUGAUCAACAUUUUAAUUAUCAUCAAUUAAUCCAAGCUUCUUUGGUGCAUGAUUGUUUCGGAAAUACUCUGCUUUCAAGUGAAUAUUUUAUCAAGUCUGAUUUAAAUAGAUUUGAUGUAAAACUAGACUUAAAAAUACAUGGACCAUGUAUUUCUGACUGUAAUGGUUCUUUGGACACUGCAACGGCUCUUCAAAGUUAUCAAUGGAUAUCUCCCGCACAAGCUUGGGUUACUAGAUCCCGUACAACAUGGCCUUCACCAAACAUCAUUUCCAAAAUAACCUCCUGUGGUGUUUUGUUUGUUCCAAUCGGGAGUAAAGGAUCCAUUAACGAGAGUGUAGAAUGGCGAAUAUCAUUUUCAGUUGCAGAAAAAUUUCUCAUAUAUUCUUUUAGCCAUACUAUGUUAUUAUGUUAUGCUCUGUUAAAAAUUAUUCUUAAAGAUAUAGUGGAAAAACAGGAAGACUUGAAAGGUUUACUGUGCUCAUAUUUCUUAAAGACAAUGAUGUUUUGGAUUUUAGAGGAAUCGCAACCAUCUGUCUGGAGACCUGAUAACAUCAUUCCAUGUUUCAAGAAUCAAGAAUCUAUGCUGAAACUAACGAAGAAAGAGAAACUUUGCACAGUACUUAAAAUUUUUACCAUUUCUAAUCUUCAAUUUUCUGUUUUGUCAUCAAUCAUUCCACCAGAACUACAUUUGGAUGUACAAAUAUUUCCUGCUUUAAUACCUCCUAAACCAUAUGCACAUUUUCUUCGUUUUCUGUGUUACUAUCAUCUACAUGAUCUCACUGCAUGUACACAUGAUUUACUCAAGUUGCAAAAAACAUCUUUAGAAUUUGAAUUAAAUGAGUGGAAAAUGUUUGCCUUGAUACUUCUUGGCACAGCUUAUCAAGUGAGCGGUGAGAUAGAUAGAGCAAGAGAACUUUUCCUUUAUAUUGCAGAGCUGGAUGAGUGGAACCACACAAGUGCAACAUUAAGACUAUCUACACUCAAUUGA